This is a messenger RNA of Podospora bellae-mahoneyi, 423 nucleotides long. RefSeq lists its product as uncharacterized. NCBI's taxonomy places the organism in Eukaryota, Fungi, Ascomycota, Sordariomycetes, Sordariales, Podosporaceae. The record is from RefSeq and is a predicted model, not a curated record. The coding region runs from base 1 to 423 and encodes 140 amino acids. The transcript is spliced from 2 exons.
AUGCCCCUCAAGGUCCGUUGGUCUGAUGCAGUUAUCAGACUUCCUCACUCUCACUACCAACUGCACGUUUUCCGCCAGAGUCAUGGCCCUCCUGCGCAGAUUAGGCGUCAUCGUCGUGUGGGCGAGCACGGCGCUCACACCCCAGCCAUCUCCUCCUCCUGUCUCCCACAACAACAUGUCAAGGCAAACCUACACCUACAACGAACUCGCUGGCUUCGGUUCCAUCCCUCUGACACAAGAGAUAAAUUCGGCGACACCAUCAGCAUCGGCUCCUCAACCGCGAUCACCAACUGGAAAAAAGCGAUCUGCCGGUGGCAAAACAAACAAACAUACUACACCGGCACCCUCUACGGCCUCCCAGACCGAGGCUGGAACACCCAAGGCACCCAAAACACUAUCCUCGCGUUCACACAUUUGACGUAA